Molecule: messenger RNA, 463 nt
Organism: Tribolium madens (black flour beetle)
Lineage: Eukaryota; Metazoa; Arthropoda; Insecta; Coleoptera; Tenebrionidae
Exons: 4
Coding region: 16-411 (131 amino acids)
Source: RefSeq, a predicted model, not a curated record
AGACUUAAUAAGUUAAUGGUUAUCAGUAUCAAGAAGAGUUCGAAGUUCAAGUCAACAAGUCCUCUACGACGAAACGUAGUGUUUGGUAUAGACUCGAUAAGGACACACAAAAUGGCAGCUCGCUUCGCAUUUGUCUUCUUAGCCGCGUUGGUGGUCUUUCAAGUUUUAAUGUGGGAAUCGUGCGCCACGGUUAUCCGUCGCGACGUCGCCGACGCCCCGAAAACCGCCGAACAAACCAUCGAAGACACUCUUCAAUCAUUCAAGUCGAGUCUUGACGACUUAGUAAAAAACAUUCAGAAUAAUGAGCUUGUACAAAACGUGUCUGUUUCUUUGAAGAGUCUCAGUGAACAAAUCCAAACUCAGGGCCAACAAUUAGUCGCCAAACUUCAAAAUUCGACAAAAACCAACUAAAUUAUAGCACAUUUUGUAAUUACAUAAACGAUAAUAAAUGUUUUUAAUGAAA